GGCCCAGCGAGCCGGGCCAAGGGGCAUGCGCGGAAAGCCCCGCAGGCCGCGGGGGGACCGGGACGGCCGCGAGGGUCAUGGCGCAGGAGCGGGGCCCGUCCGUGCUGUUCCUGCACCCGGACCUCGGCGUGGGUGGCGCCGAGCGGCUGGUGCUGGACGCGGCGCUGGCGCUGCAGGCGCGCGGCUGCAGCGUGCGGAUCUGGACGGCGCACUACGACCCGGGCCACUGCUUCUCCGAGAGCCGCGCCGUGCCGGUGCGCUGCGCCGGGGACUGGCUGCCGCGGAGCCUGGGCUGGGGGCGCCGCGGCGCCGCGCUCUGCGCCUACGUGCGCAUGAUCUUCCUGGCCCUCUACGUGCUCUUCCUCGGCGACGAGGAGUUCGACGUGGUGGUGUGUGACCAGGUGUCUGCGUGUAUCCCGGUGUUCAAAUUGGCCAGACGGCGCAAGAAGAUCCUGUUCUACUGUCACUUUCCGGAUCUGCUUCUCACGAGGCGAGAUUCCUUUCUGAAGCGGCUGUACAGGGCCCCCCUCGACUGGCUCGAGGAGCACACCACGGGCAUGGCUGACUGCAUCCUGGUCAACAGCCGCUUCACAGCUACCAUAUUUAAGGAGACGUUCAAGUCCCUGUCUCACAGAGACCCCGAUGUCCUCUACCCGUCCCUGAAUGUCACCAGCUUCGACUCAGCCGUUCCUGAGAAACUGGAUGACCUCGUCCCCCAGGGAAGGCAAUUCCUGUUCCUCUCCAUCAACAGGUACGAACGGAAGAAGAACCUGGCGUUGGCUCUGGAAGCCCUGGUGACGCUGCGUGGAAAACUGGCGGCCCAGGACUGGGAAAAGGUCCACCUGAUCAUGGCGGGCGGUUACGACGAGAGAGUCCAGGAGAACGUGGAACACUAUCAGGAGCUGAAGGCCAUGGUCCAGCAGGCAGAACUGGACCCGCACGUGACCUUCCUGCGCUCUUUCUCGGACCAACAGAAAAUCUCUCUCCUGCACGGCUGCACAUGCGUGCUCUACACCCCCAGCAAUGAGCACUUUGGCAUCGUGCCAUUGGAGGCCAUGUACAUGCGCUGCCCGGUCAUCGCUGUCAAUUCAGGGGGCCCCCUGGAGUCCAUUGUGCACAGCGUGACGGGGUUCCUGUGUGAGCCUGACCCCGUGCACUUCUCGGAAGCCAUCGAGAAGUUCAUCCAGGAACCUUCGUUGAAAGUCACAAUGGGACUGGCUGGGAGGGCCAGGGUGAAGGAAAAGUUCUCCUCAGAAGCCUUCACCGAACAGCUCUACCAGUAUGUCACCAAGCUACUGGUCUAGAUUGUUCUAAGGUCUGGGUGCCAUAUUCAUCGAGGCCAUUUUUAUUCCUGGUAGCUACAGUUUUGAAACCAUUAAAGAAACUCAGAAUCUAUCGCCUGUAUGAAUGUAGGACCAGCUGGGGGCUACAAGGGCAGGACGUUGGGUGGGGCACCUGCCUUGCACACGGCCAACCCGGGAUCAGUUCCCAGCACCCAAAACCCAGCAUCUGGUUCCCCCACUUUUCAGCAGUGAUCACUGAGCUCCAGGCCAGGAAUAGGCCCUGAGCACUGCUGGGAGUGGCUGAGAAACCCAAAAAUGAAUAGAAUAGGAGAGAGAGAGCUCAACAGACUGAGCACGGGCUUUGCCAGCAGGAGGUCAGGGUUCCAGUCGCAGUGUCUCAUGGUCUCUCUUCCCCACCCUUGUCCCCCGGCACUGCCCAAAGCAGUCCCCGGGCACUGAGCUGGGAUUCGCCCCUGAGUAUCAUUGUGAAUAGCCCUAAAACCAAAAUAUAAAUAAAUACUUGAAUCUUCAA
Molecule: messenger RNA, 1815 nt
Organism: Sorex araneus (European shrew)
Lineage: Eukaryota; Metazoa; Chordata; Mammalia; Eulipotyphla; Soricidae
Gene: ALG2
Product: ALG2 alpha-1,3/1,6-mannosyltransferase
Exons: 2
Coding region: 78-1304 (408 amino acids)
Molecular function (GO): GDP-Man:Man(1)GlcNAc(2)-PP-Dol alpha-1,3-mannosyltransferase activity; alpha-1,3-mannosyltransferase activity
Source: RefSeq, a predicted model, not a curated record